UCAUCAUAAUCAUAUGGGUUUUUAAUAUUUGAACAAAAUAGGUAGCUUUGGCCAAGGUAAUACAUCGCGGCGCGGAGAAAUGAAAAAUAUUGUGUUCUUAUUAUGUGGUUCUUUUAAUCCUGUAAAUUAUAUGCACUUGAGAAUGUUUGAAAUAGCCAAAGAUUUCUUUAAUAUGCAUUUAAAAAUUGAAGUUAAAUGUGGUAUAAUAUCUCCUGUUAACGAUAAAUAUAACAAAAGGGGCUUAGUAAAUUCAAACCAUCGUUUAAAUAUGCUUAAAUCUGCAUUAAAAUCUUCCAAUUGGGUUAAAUUAGACACAUGGGAAUGUGAACAGAAUCAAUGGAGUACAACCUUUGAUGUUUUACAGCAUUUUCAACAAGCAUUUAAUAAGAAUGAUAAACAAGAUUCUAAAGUUAUAUUAUUAUGUGGUGCCGAUUUAUUUGAAUCUUUCACAGUACCUGGCUUAUGGGAUCCACAACAUAUAAAAGAUAUAAUUAAAACAUUUGGUAUAGCAGUGGUGACAAGAUAUGGAACAAGAAUUGAAUCUGUAUUUCAAAAUUUACCAUUUCUAAAUACUCUCAAGGAUAAAAUAUAUAUCAUACAUGACCCUAUACCAAAUGAAAUUAGCUCUACUAAAAUAAGAGCUGCUAUUUCAAGGGGCCAGAGUAUCAAAUAUCUAUUACCCGAAGAACUAAUUCAAUAUAUUCAAAAUCAUAAAUUAUAUGUAUAAUUGUUUGAUUCAGACAUGAUUUGUAAAAUUUUAUUAUAUACAUUAUAAGAUUAUAAUUUAUUGUUAAUAUAUUAAAUUUAUAAUAAAGUAAAUAUUAUAAACAAUAAAUAUAAAUUAUUUACUAAUAAAUAUAUUUUUACUAAGAUAAAACAUAUAA
This is a messenger RNA of Gordionus sp. m RMFG-2023, 884 nucleotides long. Its product is annotated as nicotinamide/nicotinic acid mononucleotide adenylyltransferase 3-like. Gene Ontology annotation, molecular function: nicotinate-nucleotide adenylyltransferase activity; nicotinamide-nucleotide adenylyltransferase activity. NCBI's taxonomy places the organism in Eukaryota, Metazoa, Nematomorpha, Gordioida, Chordodea, Parachordodidae. The record is from RefSeq and is a predicted model, not a curated record. Gene Ontology annotation, biological process: NAD+ biosynthetic process. The transcript has 8 exons. Bases 80 to 727 code for a protein of 215 amino acids.